UUAGAGGACGUUUUGACCGAAUUAGGGCCGACGAUAAAGAGAGCAGAGAUGGAAGAUCGCCAUCUCCCGGCCUUGGAUUCUACCGUAUAUACCGCGAGCGAUCGUACGCGGUUCAAUCUCGCUCUCAGGCAUGAAGCUUCCCAACCCUAAACUGUUUCCAUUGAAACGACUUCUCUUACGGCAAAGUAGGAUGGAAGAUGGUUGAUGUUUCGUAUUGAGAAAUCUACCUUCUGCAAGAGGAAUUUGGAUUAAUUUUGAUUUUUCUCAGAUAUUAGUGGCAAAGUUUGAUUGAUUCCAUGUCUUCAUUCCCUCAUUCAGCUGACUCUGGAGACUCCAGCCAGAGUCUUUUGAGUCAAAGACAAUCUGAAUUGGGAAGUCAAUAUGUGGUGGAAUCUGGUGUCUUCAUGUCAUCAUUUACUGCAACUAUCUUCGUCGCCGCACUUGUGACCACCGGACUUUUGAUGCUUACUUUGCUGAUUGCACUCACUGUGAUGUUAAAUUCCUGUCAAAGUAGUAGUAAUUCUGGAAUUUUGGAACACGCUAAGAAAAGUGAUCAACAUGAUUAUUGUAGUUUGUAUAUCUUUCAUUCUGAGCUAAACAACUUGGAAAUAGGUGAAUUUCCAUUAAACUGCAAGUUGUAUGCUCUUCAAUAUAGUAAGAGACACUACCUAAAAGAUUUGAAUACCUCAAUCUGGUUUAUAGAGGACUACUUUGCUGGACUAACACCAGAUGAAGAUGGUUUGGAUAUAAUAUUGUUAGAUGCAGAUGACUUACUUUCCAUGAUUGGCAACUUUAGUAGGAUCAGCUCUGUAGAUAGGAACGAGCAUAUAGAAGACAUAAAGAAUCAGGCCCACAUUCUUCUUGUUAGAUUUUACAGGCAACUUCGAGCAGGUGGCUGGUCUUUGUUUCUUUUUACUAGGAAGCCUUCAAAGCACUGGAAGACUACGGAGAGCACCCUUACAUCUUCUGGUUAUUUAGGAUGGUCUUCACUGGUGAUGAGAUCUGAUGAGGAGAUUCAAAUGGAAGAUUGGGAAUAUCUCUCCAACAGAAGGCUGCAGUUGCAUAAGCAGGGAUUUCGAAUUGUUGGCUUGAUCAGUAGCAAGUUGGAUGCUUUUAGAGGUCCACAUUUAGGAAAACGCAGCUUUAAGCUCGCAAACAUUCAAUACUAUGAGCUGGGUAAUGGCAAUGCCUGAUUGAUGAAAGCUUUAUCAACGGGCGUGUUUUUAAAGGAGAAAUUCAUUUCCUGAUUGUUAUUUUUUGCAUUUUGUUUGAAUUUUUUUUUUUUUUGUAAAAUUUAUAGUAAAUGUACAUUGAACUGUAAGUGACGUUAUUUUUUUCCAUGGAAAAAUAUUUAUAAUACAAACAAUUUCUAUUUA
Dendrobium catenatum is the source of this 1376-nucleotide messenger RNA. RefSeq lists its product as uncharacterized. NCBI's taxonomy places the organism in Eukaryota, Viridiplantae, Streptophyta, Magnoliopsida, Asparagales, Orchidaceae. The transcript has 5 exons. Bases 297 to 1193 code for a protein of 298 amino acids. The record is from RefSeq and is a predicted model, not a curated record.